Penicillium roqueforti is the source of this 1308-nucleotide messenger RNA. Its product is annotated as putative RING finger domain protein. Gene Ontology annotation, molecular function: ubiquitin protein ligase activity. Lineage: Eukaryota; Fungi; Ascomycota; Eurotiomycetes; Eurotiales; Aspergillaceae. The transcript has 4 exons. The record is from RefSeq and is a predicted model, not a curated record. Gene Ontology annotation, biological process: protein ubiquitination. Gene Ontology annotation, cellular component: cytoplasm. The coding region runs from base 1 to 1308 and encodes 435 amino acids.
AUGGACACUGGCGACCGCAUGUUAUGCCAUGCCUGUGGCGGGGUUUGGACUAAGGAUGGUGAUUUUUUGACGUGCCCACAUUGUCAAUCGGAGUUCACAGAAAUAAUUGAAAUCCCCCCAGAAAUAUCUCCCGAAGGCUCCCCCUCACGCCGUGCGGACUCCGUAUCGCCUUCGCGCGUUAGCCCAUGGUUAGACCACAAUCCGUGGGAACAAGACACGCAAGAACAGCAAGGCCCCGGGUUUUUCGGAAGGGCUACUCCUCCAUUUUCCUCCUUGCGCACAUACAGAUCGCCGGACGGUCGCUUCUCAUUCAGCAGCGCGACACUUGAGACCGGAAGGCCUUCUGGUCAGCGCAACAAUGGCCCGAACCCUGUGGUUCCGAUGAUGAUGCACGGCUUUGACACAAUUUUUCAAAAUUUAAUGGAGCCAAAUGCCCGUGGUUACAGAGGCUUUGGAGAGGACCCCUUCCAUCCUCAAUCCUCUACCGCUCCCGACUGGCUCGAGGACGACCACCUUACUGGCCAUCACCCAGGCCUCUCUCCCCGCAAUGCAGAUGCGCCUCAACCUGUCAACCGCAACCCGACAGACAUAAAUGAAAUCAUGGACGCCAUUCGUGCUGACAUUGGAGUACAAACUACACGACGCUCACGUGGAGGUCGUAACCCGGCAAGCCCACAUGCUCUUUCGAUAUUGUCUGCCCUUCUCAACAUGAGUCGAAGCGGGGAUGCAGUCUAUUCGCAGGAGGAGCUCGACCGAGUCAUCACACAACUGGUUGAUAAUCCUGGAGGGACUAGCACUGCGGCACCGCCAGCAUCUGAUGCUGCCGUCCAAGCUUUGCCGAAGCAGAAGAUCACUGAAGAGAUGAUGGGAUCUGAAGGAAAAGCAGUGUGUUCGAUUUGCAUGGAUAACGUUGAACUCGGCUUGGAAGUCACUGUGUUACCAUGCGCUCACUGGUUUCAUUACAACUGCAUCCAUGCAUGGCUGACCCAGCAUGACACUUGUCCGCAUUGCCGGCGCAGCAUCAAUUCAAAUACAACAGGCGGAGAAGGCACCCCUGAGAAUCCGGUAGUGAUCCGGGAUAGUCCUGAGCAGCCGAGAUCCCAACCGCGUCGCAGUUCUGCUCGCACUGUGCGCAGCGGUCGAUCCUCAUUAUCUUCUUCAUUGCAGAGUCGGCUUUCCACUCGAAUGUCACCACCCGGGUCCCCUACACCAGAGGGAGGGGAAUCCAGGAACCGUCGGUCUAGCCGGGGUGAGGGUGUUGGGGGACUCGCCGGUUGGCUUACGAACCGAUUUGGAAGCAGCGCAUGA